AUGGAUUUUGCUAAGUCUCAAGUUGAAGCUGCUUUAGCUUCCAGGCGUCCGUUAACAAAACAAGGUUUAACAAGUUUAACAGCUUUAAUUGAUGCUGUUGAUCCAUCUGAAUUACCAACAUUAUAUCGUUGGUUAUUUCAACGAUUAAAUAAUCAUUUACUUAAUUUAUCACUUCAUAAUCAACAUGUAGACACAUUUCUUUCACCAAAACAGCUAUCAUUUCAUUUACAUGAACAUUUUAUAAAUAAAUUCCAUUCAUUACAAUCUACAACAAUUAAACAAUUACAACAAAUUUUAAAAAGUCUUCAACAACAGCAACCAUUAACACAAAGUGAACUUAAUCAAUGGAAACGUUCUCAACAAGGUUUACCACGUGAUGAUUUUAUUCUACAUUGUUUAUUUAAUAAUUCACCUCAAUUAGCUUUAUUACAUGAUCAAAAUUUACUUAGUGCUAUAUUUCGUGUUGCUCUACAAACAUGUGUACAAAAUUUAGUUGAUCGUGAUAAUAAAACAUCAAUAAAAAUUUUAUUUAGUGUUGGUUUAGCACCAUUAGAUAUUAUGCAAUGUAUUAUGUCAACAACUGUUUAUCAUCAUUUAAUAUAUUGUAAACAAUGUUUAAAUGAUCUUGGAGAAGAUUCUUUUUUAACUAACUAA
This is a messenger RNA of Adineta steineri, 654 nucleotides long. The record is from the annotation of a GenBank genome assembly. Lineage: Eukaryota; Metazoa; Rotifera; Eurotatoria; Adinetida; Adinetidae.